AUGUCAAUUGAGGAAAUCCAAGAAAACGUAGAGAACCUUAACUUCAGCGAACCAGGUCCUUCAAACGCAGCUACACAGAGUCGUGCAGAGAAGAAGGCCAGACAAGCGCUUCAAGGUCAUGGAUUGAAAAAGGUCCCAGGUGUCACCAGAGUCGUUCUCAGACGCUCACGUAAUGUCAUGCUCGUAGCAUCGAACCCAGAAGUGCACACGGCACCAGGCUCAGGUAUCCACAUAGUCUUUGGUGAAUUUAAGGUGGAAGACCCAAGCCAAUUACAAGCCGCACAAGGAGAAGCUCCAGAAGGCCAAGACAAGUCAGAAUCAAAGAAGCCAGAAGAGAUCAUGUCAGAAAUGGACACCCAAGCGGCAAACAUUUCUGAAGCAAAGGGCAAAGACGUUGAAGACGAAGGAGAAGUAGAUGAAACUGGCGUCGACGCUAAAGAUAUCGAGCUCGUUACUGCACAAGUAGGCUGCACACGCGCUAAAGCAGUAAAGUCGCUCAAGGAGAAGAAUGGGGAUUUGAUUAACGCCAUAAUGGCAGCCUCCGACUAA
Molecule: messenger RNA, 549 nt
Organism: Wallemia ichthyophaga EXF-994
Lineage: Eukaryota; Fungi; Basidiomycota; Wallemiomycetes; Wallemiales; Wallemiaceae
Product: Nascent polypeptide-associated complex subunit alpha
Exons: 2
Coding region: 1-549 (182 amino acids)
Biological process (GO): protein targeting to membrane
Cellular component (GO): cytoplasm; nascent polypeptide-associated complex
Source: RefSeq, a predicted model, not a curated record